AUGCAUGUUACCCACUAUGUCCUGUCUCCUUGCAUUUUUAGUAGUGGUGCCUCUGAUGUAGAAUUGGAUAAAGACUGCUGCCCGAUGAUCCAAGCCUUACUUGAUAAAUACGAUCACCAACACCAUCGCCUCACUAAACAAUCGCGGACCAAGCCCACGCCAACUACUAACACAAACGCCACAGUACCUAUGGGCGCAAAUCACCCUGGACGGAAGCAAUCUCUCGCCGCAGGCGGCCACCGGCUUCCAGUUAAUCAGUCAAACUCCAAUGUUAUAACAUCCCCAACGGCGAGUGGUACAGUUCAUACUGAUGUCUCAGAUGAGCAGCACGACACCAGUCUGGUUGGUGAAGAUGAGCUUGAGGAAGGCGAGAUUCGUGACGAUCCGACCGCUUCGGAGCACCAGGCUCAGAAGGUCAAGCUGCAGCUGCACCGUCAACAGCCCAAUGGCCGGUCCUCGCCAUGCCCUAGAGUACGUGUUGCCCCAAAUGUUUCUACUUCAGAUUCAUUAGAGCCAGAUCAUGAUCUCACUGCAGGUCUCUUGCCACUGCCAAAAAGGCUGGCGACAUCACGAUCAACUGCGAGUUCUCUCCUGCUUGAAGAAUCUUCUUUGAAAUCUGCUUCGGGGCCAUGUUCCGAUCGUAGUAGCGUUAAUCUAUCUCCAAUUCGGUGA
This is a messenger RNA of Protopolystoma xenopodis, 672 nucleotides long. The record is from the annotation of a GenBank genome assembly. NCBI's taxonomy places the organism in Eukaryota, Metazoa, Platyhelminthes, Monogenea, Polystomatidea, Polystomatidae.